Molecule: messenger RNA, 1620 nt
Organism: Hydractinia symbiolongicarpus
Lineage: Eukaryota; Metazoa; Cnidaria; Hydrozoa; Anthoathecata; Hydractiniidae
Product: neuropeptide CCHamide-2 receptor-like
Exons: 1
Coding region: 216-1175 (319 amino acids)
Biological process (GO): G protein-coupled receptor signaling pathway
Cellular component (GO): membrane
Molecular function (GO): G protein-coupled receptor activity
Source: RefSeq, a predicted model, not a curated record
UGAUUCAAAUAAAUGCUAAAAAAAACUUUCGUGUCACAUUAAUAAAAGAAAUUAACAAAAGCAUGAAAUUAAGUAGUAGCUGCGUAGAACAACAUCAACACGAGAAAUUAAUUAAUAUUAUUCCUUGACAAUGAGUUGGAAAGACGUCAAGAAUAAGAGUGAAAAACUUUUUAUAAAAUCUGUAUAGUGUUGCAGGAAGGAUUGGUAAUCUUAACAUGGGGAACUAUGAUAAAUACGUUAUCUCAACUUGGGAACUAUGUUGGUACAUUCUCAUUAUGAUUUUAGGUGUGCUUGGAAAUGUAUUCGUAUUAAUAGUUAGCUUUAGAAGUAAAAGUGUUUCCCGCUCGGCUCCAUUCAAUGUUUACGUCACAUCAUUAGCUUUGGUGGAUCUUUUGAUAUCUUUGCUGGUUGUUCCUAUGUAUGUUUUAUCCACUAAUCCUACCACAAGGCUAGUGAUGUAUUUUUUUACGUUUUGGUUUGCGCAUGCGUCGAUGUAUUUAUUAGUGGCGAUAUGUAUCGAAAGAAGAAAGGCUAUUUUGUACCCCUUCACAACUUUAAGGAAACAGACUUUCCCGAAAACAAUUCUGGUGGUGUUUUUCACGUUAUUUUUGGGUUUCUUGAAUGAAGUUCCAUUCAUAUAUGGUUUGUUUCACAAAACAGAAAAAGCUAUAAAAUUGACCUUGCACAUGGUUGCUUCCGCUUUGGAGAUAUUCAUUCCUUUAAUUGUUUUUAUUGUCACGUUUAUUCAAAUACAAAUCUGCUUAACGCAACAGGAAAAAGAUUUAAGCGAAUUUUUGAACAAUUAUAAACACGAAAAGACAUAUCGCAAAGUGAAAACUAGUAAACAAAUGCAAUCAAAAAAAUCUACCAUUCACACAAUGCAACUCGUCAUAUUAACUUUCUUCCUGUGUAUUUUGCCGAAUGAGCUGUUCUAUGUGCUACUGCAGUACUUUAACUUUACCGAAUUGGAAUGGGGAUCACCGGUAUAUCAAGUUGGUAUUCUUUUACGCCUCUCAAACUCUUGUUUGAAUCCAAUCGUUUACAGUUGUCGAAGCCAGUUGUUUCGAAAACAUUUCAAAGAAGUUUUUAAACCAUCUCAGAGUUGGAGUAGUGAGAACUUGAUAGAACGCAUGCGUAACACGAAUUUUAAUUAUUCAAGAUUAUCAUCAGCGUGAGCAGUAACAAUGCUAGAAAGGUGGUUUUGUAAAGAAAUGUUAUUAAACAGAGGACCUUCUUAAAAAUCCUAUACUUUUCAUACGAUUUUAUUUUAUCCUGUAAAGAAAGGUACUUUUACUCACGGUACAAUAUUAGUACAACAUUCAAAUGGUGCACGUCAGAUAGUUUUUACCUUCCAGCAUUUAAAAAAAAAUUAACUAUUGAUUUUUGGCUGGAGUUGAGUAUAGACCGAGAAUGUAAAAUCUAUUCGUUCUAGCAUGUUCGGAGUGAUAACUUUAUACCUCCAUGCUUUAUACAACCCCUUAAAAUUUUUCUUGCACCAGGGUGACCUGUGUUUUGAACUUUAUAGCAGCCAUAUUUGUUGUCUGUUUUUUGCUGUGACACUUCAACGACUAUUGACCACAAAAAAUUUUUAUCACGUCAUUCAACGCGUAUUUUUGUAAG